Dromiciops gliroides (monito del monte) is the source of this 4234-nucleotide messenger RNA. It is a transcript of the gene XKR5, whose product is annotated as XK related 5. Gene Ontology annotation, cellular component: plasma membrane. Gene Ontology annotation, biological process: phosphatidylserine exposure on apoptotic cell surface; engulfment of apoptotic cell; apoptotic process involved in development. The record is from RefSeq and is a predicted model, not a curated record. The coding region runs from base 80 to 2188 and encodes 702 amino acids. NCBI's taxonomy places the organism in Eukaryota, Metazoa, Chordata, Mammalia, Microbiotheria, Microbiotheriidae. The transcript is spliced from 7 exons.
CGCCUAGAAGUCCUGGAUCCCGCCUGCACUGUGUCGGUCUCCUACCCAGGAUGGCCGCAGCUCGGGAAAGGCGUUGAGGAUGCACACGGCAUACCUGGUGCUUUGCGCUCUGCUGCUGGCGGCGGAGCAGGGCGCGCGCCUCUACACGGUGGUUUAUUACUUUUACACUGAGCAGUAUCUGUGGGCAUGGCUAACUGUCUCAGCUCUCCUUCCUGGAUGCUUGAUUCAGGGCAUAAGUUAUCUGUGGUUCCUAGCAGAUGGUCAUCAAGGCAGCUCUUCUCUGUUGAUUGUUCAUCUCCUGCAGCUUGGCAUAUGGAAACGGCACUGGGACGCCCUAUUGGGAGCCAUGGCAAAGGAAGAGGAGCCUCCUGGGUUGGGAAAACUGCUGCUACAACAAGGAGAUCUCUUUGUGCUUCGGCUGCUUGAAGCCCUGCUCCAAAUGGGGCCCCACCUCCUGCUGCAAACAUAUGCUUUUGUAGCAGCUGAUUUAAAAGAUCCUGUCCCAGGUAUAAGUGCAGUUCUGUCCUGGUCAUCUCUGUCCUUGUCUCUGGUCUCUUAUGCUCGAGUCAUGUGCCUGAUGAAGCCAGGACAUCUGUCCAUGCCAUGGGCUGCCCUCCUAUGCCAGCUCUUGUGGAGGUUGGCUAUGCUGGGAACUAGGAUCAUAACACUAGUUCUGUUUUCUCAAGCCUAUCACUGCUGGGUCUUAGUUGUUGGAGGUGCUCAUUGGCUAGUGAUGACCUUUUGGCUUGUUGCUCAACAGAGUGACAUCAUAGACAGUACUUCUUGUUGGAGGUUGUUCAAUCUGCUUGUGGGAGCUUUGUAUGUCUUCUGCUACAUCAAUUUCUGGGACAGCCCUUCCAGAAAUAGAAUGAUCACAUUUUAUAUGAUAAUGCUGAUGGAGAAUACAGUCCUUUUGCUGUUGGUCACAGAUUUUCUGCAGGGAGCAUCGUGGGGCACCAUGUGGAUGACAGCAGGCAUUGUGUCUGGAUUUAUUAUUGGCUGUGCCUCACUUGUCAUUUAUUACUGCCAGCUACACCCCAAAUCCACAGAAAUCUGGCAGGGUUUUAUAAGGAAGUCCUGUGGCAUUGUAGGAAAUAAUAAAACAGAAAAAGAGCCUUCUUCCUUUCACUGUGCAAACUCAGUUGAGGAAAGAUCAGAGAGUCUAAGUUUAUACCCAGUGAGAGACUCCAAAGCACCAUAUCAGGGGGAUUCCCUUAGCAUUGACUGGGGAGCUUCUGUUGGGAGCCACGUUGUAAGGGAUAAGGCCACUGCCAAAUGGCACCACCAUUGGCUGCUAGUGAAGCUGGCUUUAAAAACUGGAAACAUGUCCAAGAUCAGUGCGGCUUUUGGAAAUGGUGGCCUAAGCUGUGUUUGCCCACACAUCUAUGUAACAACUAAAUGCUUUGGCCCACAAAUGCAGCUUUCAUUUUCAGAGAAAGACUUCCCAUUACCUCAGAAACAACAUGUGACAAUACUACAUCAGAGUUCCUGGCAAAAAGAUUCUCGGGCUGAAGAUGUGCCAGAAACUAAAGAGAAUUCUUUGGAAACAUCAAGUUAUAUCACUCUCUCAAGUAGUCAGAAUGACCAUGUACACUCUCAAAAAACAAUGCCUGUUGUUGCACCAGAAGAACCUUUUCCUUUUUUGACAGCAGAGAAGAGUGAUGCAGAAAGUCCCAUUGGAGAGGUAGGAGAAGCAGGGAGAGGAAAAGGGAACUCUACAUUCUACUUCAGUGCUACCAUGGAAGGGGCUACACCCUGUCACAAGGAGCCCAGAAUAUCUCCACAAGUCUCCCAUAGGCAAGUGGAAAUAGAAAAGGAUCAGCCAUCCAAGUCUGACUCUAAUCAUUUGGCAUCAAAACCAUUUCCUAUCACUGUGGCAAACAUCAGCCCAAUAUUAGGGACAAGCACAACCAACCAUUUACGGUGCAGCACAGGCCUUUAUAACAAUAGUCAGUGUAGUUUUCCAGGGAUGUCUUCUGCAAGUUCAAGUUGUGGGGGACCUCAGGAGCUCUGGAAGGCUCCAGGAAAACACUUCAUAUCUGUUGGGACUUUGGUGUCUAUGAUGAGGAACAAACUGAGGCCUUCAGAGGAGCCUUGCUUCACAUCCACCCCCAAAUCAGAACCCAGAAGAGAUGGUGACAGUCUGAGGGAAAGGUUAAGCCAAGAAACAAGCUUUUUAUCUAAUUGAAGGCACGGAAACCCUUCUUUCAGGAUAUCUCUGGAACAGUCAGAGAAACAAGAAAAGACUGCCAGUAUGUUGGAUGGGUUCUCUGGAAAACUUAAAAGAGGAUAUGGAAAUGGAGCAAGAAGGUACUGAUGGGUUGUGAUAUAUACUGGCAGAGGAGUUCUCCACAUCAUUUAGAUUGUAGAUACAUCAACAUAUUGAAAUGAUGACCAUAAUUAAAGGUGAUUAUAGACUGACUAUAUAUAAAUAUACAACACAUGUAUCAAUAGCAAUAUUAGAAGUUACAUUUUUACCUUUGCAUUUUUUAAUGGAAAAUCAAUGUACAAUACCAGAAUCUCUGUUCUGGCUUCUGUGUCUUUAGCAAAGUGUUUUUGUUUGUUCAUCCCUUUCUUUUUUUGUUUGUUGUUUAAAAUAUUAGAGAUUUUUCCAUUAAGUACAAGCUAAUUACCAGCCAAUAUGACGUGACCUGGUCCCUUUUUACCAACUUCUUCAUACUUCCCUCCCCUUCUCAUACCCUGGAAAGACCAUUUCCUGAACCUGAGACACUAUAACCAAACUCAAUUUUUAAGUAUGCUAUCAUAGUUGAUAGAGUACUAGACUUGCAUUCUGGAAGACAUGUGUUUGAAUCAUACUUCCUACACUCACUAGUUACCUAACUGAUCUAGGGCAGAUCAUUUAACCUCUCUGAUUCUCAGUUCCCUCAUCUGUAAAAUGGAGGUAAAGAAUACCUGAAUUGUUAUAUAUAUAUAGAUCAAAGGGAAAUAUAGGUAAAGCACUUGCCAACCUUAAGUUGAUAGAAAGUUAGUUAAUCCAGGCACUGGGGAUACAAAAACAAAAAUAAAAGCAUAAAGUUCUCUCAACUUUAUGGUGCUUACUUCUUCUGACUAGUUCUCUUAUAUUUAUCACCAAAGAAGGUCGUUUAACAGUACAUCCAGGCAGAAAGCAAGACAGUCAGUCAGUCUGAUAGGGCCACUGGUACUGCCUGCCCAUGAUGCUGUUAUCCUCAUAAGCCUUCCGGUUCUCUGCCAGUAUUGGGUACUAUGAAGAAAGGGCAAAGCAGCUGUAAUAAUAAUUAUAAUUACAGUAUUUAUAUAGCAAUUGAAGUAGCAAAGUGAUUCUCAUGUUUUAUUUCAUUCUGUCCUCACAACAACACAAUGAAGUAGGUGCUAUAUCUAUAUGGCGUAGUAGAAGAAAUGCUGAACUUAGAACCAGAGGAGCCAAGUUCAAACCUGACUCUUUCACUUACUGGCUGCAUGGCCUUGGUUAAAUCUUUAAACCUCUCUUGGUCUCAAUUUCCAUAUAGGGAAAAUGGGAGACUAGAUGACCUCUAAGGACCCUUCCAGUUCUAGAUCUAGGAGCCUUAACCUACUCCAGACAACCUCAAGUAUACCUCAAGUCCAUAUAGGCUCUUAUCUCCCCACCAUUAACAAUUACAUCUAGGCUCUUGUCUCCCCCCACACACACACCAUUAACAAUCAUUAGAGCCAAUCCAAGAGACAUGAGGAGAUAUCUUAAGUGGUUUGGGCUGUAUUGUAUAACUAUAACAAUUUGGAUUUUGGCAUAGAGAAUGGAAAGCCCUUUAUAGCAGUACAUUUUUAGCUCUUGUUGAGUAAUUAUUGGGACAUUUAGGUUCUCCUACCUUUGGGGAGACCACAUCAAUCAAUCAGCCAAGCAUUUAUUAAGCACCUACUAUGUAUCAGGCACUGGGCUAGGCUCAAGAGAUACAAGCAAAAGUGAAACAGUCCCAGCCUUCAAGGAGCCUCAAGUGGUAAGUGUCAGUGACAAACAUUAAGUACUUACUAGGUGCCAAGCUCUGUGCUAAGCACUGGAGAUAAAAAGAGAAUCCAGAACAAACAAACAAAAAACCCACAAUCUCUGCUUCCAAGAACUGUACAUUCAAGGAAGAGAUAACAUGGAGAAGUCGGCUCUAACUGCCUUACAGGGGGUAAUUGUUAAAUUAUAUUAUAGGAAACAUAAUCACUACAGAUCAGGGCUUGACUUAUUGUUUUGUUGAUUUCGAGACUUAAACCAAUGCGUAUUAAAUUAAAA